UCUCGGGCAAGAUCGUUUAUGCUUGUGGACUAUUGGACUCCCGAUGCGUCUUGACGAAGUGGAGUACGGUAUUGCAUACUGAGGGGUGUAUACAUCCACGAUGCGUUUUGCGAGAAAGGAGUAACUGUUCGUUUCUAGGCAGUCGUUCUGGGGGACCUUGGUAUAUUUAACACUAUUUUGGGAGGUGGGAAGAGGAAGAAUGAAAGAGGUCUUCCAACGGAGCGGUCUUAAACAUGAACGGUGCCCUUUACAUUUCGUUUUUCCAAGGUCAGCUGGAGUCCGCGCUGGAGCAGGUAGUGCAGCUCUCCGUUCAGGAAAUCACCAACACUGUUGGGGCCACUUUGAAUUCAAUGCUAUUGGAAACGGCCACCAAAGAGCAAGAAAACCAGCGUUUAAGGGCGACCCUUCAGUCUCGUGGAGGGAACGGGACAAGCAAUGCGUCUAAGGGGAAAACAGACACGAACGAUGAAACAAAGCAACACACCCCCAGUCAAAGCCCUGAAUGUGGCGUUCAAUCUGAAACACUCAGGCGAGAACAGAAAGCGCGAGCAGUUGGUCAGUUAAAAUCUGUUAUGGAACAUGUGCUGGAAUUCGCCGUUUGUGAGCUGACUAAAAUCGUGGAAGACAGCUUUGACGACCUGCUCUCGGAGUUCACCAAGAAGGAGCGGGAAAACCAGAUAUUAAGAAAGCAGUUACAGGACCAGGACCUAGUGGAGGACAGUGAUGCGCUUGCUGUGGAAACAGAGGACCGUGAAAACGACUCUGCCUCUCCGAGCAGUUCCAAAGCGGAAAAGAACAAGUCAAAAGGCCUGCAGGACCAAUCACCCAAAAAAGAGUGGGAAAGGGAAGAAACGGAAACCACAAAUGAACCAGACAAGCAGACUGUCAUUGCAGUGUCUCAGGACUGGGUGCCCAUCCUGGACAAAGUUUUCGGGCAGAAGUGGUGCAGUGACCUCUGGCAGAUCAAAGAGGUCACCACCAGUAAAGAGGAGUGCACUGGGCUGAGCUCGGGCACGGUGACCGACAUGGACAGCUUAAUUCGGGAGACGCUCAUGCCGUCUUGUCUGGCCACUCAGAGGAAGCUGGAGCUUGAGGUGGGCCAGCAGCCCUGGUUGCCACUUGAUGAUAUGGAGGUUGAUUCUCUAACCUCUGAGACUCAAGGUGUUCCUGUCAUCAGCUCCACAGGUGACGACUCUCAAAUCAGAUCCUCGUCAAUGUUGCAAAGACUCCUGACGCUUCCUUCCCAGAUUCUUGAGGAUGACGAUGAGUCCAUGGAUGCCGUUCCCAGUAUGGAAGGGUCUACAGAUCCGGCUGAGUUGCAACUCUGUAAGGGCUCAAAGAUUGACCAGAUGAAUAAGAAAAAGGAAGAAGAGGAGGAUGACGAGGAGGAUGAUGAAGAUGGUGACGAGACGAGGGACAGGACCGAGUCCUUGAAACCCAAAGGUAGGAGAAAAUCCCAUGCUUGCAAAGAGUGUGGCAGGAAGUUCAGCCGAGCGCAUCUUCUCCGAGCCCACCGACAAACGCACGAGGAGAUGCCCAACCGAUGCCCACAAUGUGGAAAGAGUUUCUCCCAGUCUUCAAGGCUCCAGUCUCACUUACGGACGCACACGGACAAAACGAUAUGAGCGCGCGAAGAUGAAAGAAAUUUAGGAGAAUAGGAAGGGAGGUUUUCCCAGUGAUUGUUGCUUUUGGAAGUGAGUCAGACUUUAAAAUUAAUUGCAAGUACUGAUAAAGGAAAUGCAAGGAAUGUGUAGCCUUUUUUGCUAGUUUGAAGGUACACUGAGGUAAUUAGACGUCCGACAGAAUUUAAGAUGUUUUUACCUCCAUUAAAUUUCUCUAACUGUAGGGAUUAUUGGAAGAAGCAAAUACCAGUAAUAAUAACAAGCUGUGUACACAGUGUAAAUAUCAAAGUAGGGCUGCAUAGACCAUCACAAUAAGGAUAGAAGAAUUUCCUUUUUCCAUUGGGUGUUUUUUUCAUAAUUCCAGUUUUUAAAGAUUCUAAAACUUUGUCAAUAUUUUAAACAUGUUACAUGAAGAUGUUGUGGAAAAGGAAUCCGCUAGUUAAUAGGCCCAUGCUGCAUGCAGC
Messenger RNA from Carassius carassius (crucian carp), 2086 nucleotides. RefSeq names its product myoneurin. The transcript has 4 exons. Gene Ontology annotation, cellular component: nucleus. Bases 234 to 1625 code for a protein of 463 amino acids. The record is from RefSeq and is a predicted model, not a curated record. NCBI's taxonomy places the organism in Eukaryota, Metazoa, Chordata, Actinopteri, Cypriniformes, Cyprinidae.